Molecule: messenger RNA, 1523 nt
Organism: Dothidotthia symphoricarpi CBS 119687
Lineage: Eukaryota; Fungi; Ascomycota; Dothideomycetes; Pleosporales; Dothidotthiaceae
Exons: 3
Coding region: 264-1145 (293 amino acids)
Molecular function (GO): protein binding
Source: RefSeq, a predicted model, not a curated record
AGCCGAAGGAGCAAGUGCGGCGACACGGCGACCUGCUAACGAAUGCAGUGAACGCGCCAUGCAAGACCAGGUGCAGGCACACCUCCCCGCAGCGUUAGCAUCUCUCCCAAACCUCUCGCCGUGAAAGUAUCGUGCCCAUGCGACCACUUCGUUGUGACAUCCACCGCCGGAUCUCAUCUGCAUCGCUGCACUCCCUGCGCUCCCAGUAUUGUUAUCCACACCGUCUCUGCUGGGUCGAGUGUUGAGGGGCACGACGAUUUACCAUGGGGUGUGGUGCCUCCCGUCCAGAGAACGGCUCGGUUGCGCCCGUCAGCGUCAACAACGUCUCGCAGUCUUCACGCAGCCUCGUCGCUCGUCCCACGCCAGCCCACUCACCCCGCGCGUCCCAAAAUGCCCUCCACGGCCGUCACAUCGAAGCACGCGACCGCCCAAACCAUGCCUUGAAACCAAUAUCCCCGGUCCAGCGCUCCCGCCUGCCGAGCAACACGCUUGCCUCCCCAACUGCAAAGAGCAGUCUCCCUGGCUCCGCGAACCCCUCCUGGACGCGCUCACGGCUGGACAAGGAGCGCAAUGAUUGGUGGGACACACGCGUCACUGGGAGUCAAGAGAUGUGGUCUGCCAUUCGCAUGGCUGCGGAGCAUCUGCAGAAGGGAGAGAUACAGGAGGCGCAGACAAUCCUCGACGCGGCAGGGUGCACUUGCCCUUCUGGCGAGUUGUGGAGGGCCGUGUACGACUCUACCGGCAUCAAGUACAAGGUGCCUGAAUGGCUCGUCGUUUUGCCCGACGGCUUAGUGGAGGAGGAGGAAGGCGCGACUGGACCUGCAGGCUCGGCCAUUCCUUGUGCGUAUGGUAUGGGUGGCGACGAGAUGCAGGAGAAGACAGAGGAGCAGGGCGACACGGCGCUGAUAAAAAUACGGUUGAGUAGCACUCAACGCGACGUUAAACUCAGGGUUCGGAAGAACGAACGCGUUAUGGCGAUCGUAGACCAGCUCAAGCAGGACGCACAACUGAGCCCCAGCUCCAGGAUCCGGCUUGUCUAUCUCGGUUAUCUGUACCAAGAGCACGAGACGCUCGAUUGUCCAAAGGCGUUGUGGGAUUUCGGUCGCGACGAUCAAGUCCUCGUAGGGCUGGUGGUCAGCGAGUAACCCCCUUCGAGCCAACUAAUAUCUGCGACGUCUCAACUUUUCUGUAAUCCCAACAGCCAAUGAGUUCGUCGUCGGAAUGUGCCUGGUGGUUCUCAGCAUCGCAUCGGAGACCGAGUUCGACGUAUCUGCAAGGGUUUGUAUUGAUGCAUCUAGUCCUUCAUUUCAGCCGUGGAGUGGUUCGGGGCGUGUUAAUCUUUCGCUACUGCAUUUGGUAUUGCGGUGAUUCGGAUACCCAGAUACCCCUCUUUUAUUUGUCGCAUACCAUGUGCUCGAGGGAAAGGAUCUUACUUGGAGUAUUGUGUAAUGUUUUAUCUUAGUAUUCUCGCCGUCGUGGCAUCAAUCGUGUUAAUGUGUCAUAGUAAUCUAUAUCUCCCCUUU